This is a messenger RNA of Dictyostelium discoideum AX4, 756 nucleotides long. RefSeq lists its product as hypothetical. The transcript has a single exon. The record is from RefSeq and is a predicted model, not a curated record. Bases 1 to 756 code for a protein of 251 amino acids. NCBI's taxonomy places the organism in Eukaryota, Evosea, Eumycetozoa, Dictyosteliales, Dictyosteliaceae.
AUGAAAAUUUAUUCAAUUAAAUACUACCCAUGUGAAAAUGAAUCAACUUCCCCUUUGUUAGUUUUAUUUGGUUUUAUUGGUUCAACAGAGAAAAUUCUUGAUAAGUAUAAAAGUAUUUGGAAAGGGUUUAAUAUUUUGGUAUUUACUCCUCCAUGUGAUAUGACAGUAAUUUUAAUGAGAAUUUGUUCAAAAAAAGUUAUAAGAAAAAUCCAUAAUUUCUUUCAAAUUCACCCCAAUGCUCCAAAAUCAUUAUAUAUUCAAGGACUAAGUGUUGGUGCAUGUUUUGUUCCUGGUCAUUUAAAACAAUAUGAAAAUGAAAAAUAUGCUUACCUAUUAUCUUAUAUCGAUGGAAUAGUUUUAGAUUCUGGUUUAUCAGUGGAUACAAGAGAUGCAAUAACAGGUUUCAAGUGUGCCAUGAGAACUCAAAUCGGUUUACUCGGAGUUUUGAUUCAACAUUUUGUACCUCUAUUCAAACCAUUUAUUGAAGAAUAUUGUAGAAAUGAUGUACCAUGUAUUUAUAAAAAUGGUUAUAAUUUUUUAAUAAUCUACAGUGAUUGUGAUACUUACUUUCCUGGAGCAAGUAAAAAAUUAAUUGAAAGGAUACAUGAUACUGAUUUAAGGAUUGGAGCUCAACCAAAUAAAAGAAUAUUACAUGAAGUAAAGUUUGAUUCAAAUCAUAUCGAACACUUGAAAACUCAUAAACAAGAAUAUACACAAGCAUUAACACUAUUCAUUUCAAAAACUCAAUCAAAUUAA